AUGGAUACUGGAAAAAUAAGAACUAGAAUAUCUUAUUCAUGUACAAAUUGUAGAAAGAGGAAGGUAAAAUGUAAUAGAAAAAAGCCUCAAUGUUCUGCUUGUCAAAGAAAUAGGAUUCCAGCUCAUUUAUGUGUAUAUGAGGCCUCGCCUCAUGUGUUACGAGCUGCUGCCGAAGCAGCAGCAGCAUUGUCAUUAGAGUCUGGAUCAACUUCAACUUUACCUGAUGCUAAAAAUAUAUACAAACUAGAGAGUCAUGAUGGUUUAUAUGCUGGCAGGACCGAGAAUAUCAAUUCCACUACCUAUAUUAAAGGUACUCUGUCGAUACUAUAUGAUUUACUGCAAUUCAUAUUAUAUAAACCACAUUUUGAUGUCCUGGCCUAUCUUGGUGCAACAUGUUGGAGAACUAUUAUACAAAAAUUAUUCCAACUGCAUCCUAUUGUAAUUGAAUCAUCUGAAAAGACUAGAGUAGAUAUAAAAUCAUGGAUGAAACAAUCUCGUGUGGAAGAGCCUCGUCCAACAAAAGAAUUAGAGAGUAUAUUACCUAUUUAUAAGGAUAUGUCUAAAUUAUUAAGUAAUUUCUUACAACAACAAGAUCAACUAAUUUUUAAAUGCUUUAGUUCUAAUGAUGUUUACAGAUAUUUUGACAAUACUUUUGAUAAACAUGGGAAAUUAAAGUCCAACCAUUCACAAAUAGAAUUAUGUAUAACCCUAGCAAUUAUAAUUAUAUCAUGUCAAUUAAGUGGUGAAUUUAAAAAUAAUCAAAUUGAGUUGAUUGGUAAUCUUAAAUUAAUAUUUUCGAAUUGUAGUUUUGGUUGUACAAUUCCUGAAUUGCAAGCAAUGAUUCUACUACAUGAAGUAAAAAAAUUUAAUUUUCAUGAAAGAUAUAAACAUAAAUUAUCAAUCCAAGAAAUUAAUUUGUUAUCUACAAUUUGUUCUAUGGCAACAUUAUUGGGUCUUAAUAGAAAUAUUGAUAAGAUCCACAAAGGUGAUUUGGCAUACAUUACUUCGUUAAAGAAUAUGUGGAAAUAUAUUCUAUUUGAAGAUACUAUCAAAAGUUUCCAAUCAGGUCAUCAAACUCUAAUUAAUGAUGAUUAUGUUGAGCAUAAAUUAUUGGACGAUGAUGUUUUUAAUUAUAAAGAAAGAAUUGAGGUUAUGAGAGGUGUUUGUAAAAGAGUCAAUCUGUAUAAUUUAUCGAAGCAGGUUGAUUUGGAUUACGAAAUUCAGAUUUCCAAAAACUUAGCCAGUAAAGAUUUGGAACCAAAUUAUAUAAGUUUGGCACUUGUUCAAUGCCUUGUGAACAUAAAAUAUUAUAAGUCGCCAACUGUUAGUAAUUUAAAUGAAUGUUUUGAUACUUCAUUUUCUUUGUAUAAAGUUGCCAAAUCAUUCCUUGAAAAGGGUAAGACUUCUGAUACCCUACAUGCUCGGGAAGCAUUAUUCCGAGCCUCGUAUGCAUUAUUAUAUAUCCUUUUGGGUCAAAUUGAAGAUAGAGUUAGUCUAUACAAAAAUGGAGAAGUUAUAGAUGUAGAAUGGUUUUUCCGUUUCUUUGAAGACGAUUAUCAACCUUUUCUUAACAAGAUGAGUAAAUAUUACUACACCACACGAUUUCCACUUAUUGCUAAUAUUAAUGCAUUAGAAAUUAUUAAAGAACAUAUCACUCGAUCAAAGAAGGAUGAUUUGGACAUUUAUCAUAAUGUACUUUUUAAUGAUGAUGAUGAUAAGAGACAAGCAUUAGAGUUCUUUUAA
Molecule: messenger RNA, 1743 nt
Organism: Scheffersomyces amazonensis
Lineage: Eukaryota; Fungi; Ascomycota; Pichiomycetes; Serinales; Debaryomycetaceae
Exons: 1
Coding region: 1-1743 (580 amino acids)
Biological process (GO): DNA-templated transcription; regulation of DNA-templated transcription
Molecular function (GO): DNA-binding transcription factor activity, RNA polymerase II-specific; DNA binding; zinc ion binding
Source: RefSeq, a predicted model, not a curated record